AGCUAUAUAUAGGCCUUAGCUUUGGUCAAAGAACACAAAAGAUUUGAGCUCUAGGUAAACACCGCGAAACCGAGUUUUGUGCUCUACUCUAUAUAUAUAUACUGCAAAACUUAACCUUCUCUUCCAAUCUUCUCCAUCUCUAAAUUACUGAAUCAUUUUCUCUAUUUAAUUUAUUGCUUUCUAGUUUCUUCUUUAUAUUUUAUUGAUCAUAAAUAUCCUUUAUUGAAGCCGUAAAUAAAAAAAUAAUAAUAAUAAUAAUAAUGUGUGGCGGUGCAAUCCUCGCCGGCCUCAUUCCCCGCCGCGGCGGCGUCUCCUCCGAUGUCUUCUGGCCUACUGUUUUCAGCGCCUCCGACGAAAAUCCUACGCCGCCUCCUCCCAAAAAAUCCCGAUUUUGUACUGUUGGUGGGCAUGCUGCAAAAGGUGGUGUUGCUAAGAAGAAGCAGCGGAAAAACCUGUACAGGGGAAUAAGGCAGAGGCCGUGGGGCAAAUGGGCAGCUGAGAUCCGUGACCCGGGCAAAGGCGUUCGUGUUUGGCUGGGCACGUACAACACUGCUGAAGAAGCUGCCCGGGCUUACGACAGAGAAGCCCGCAAAAUCAGGGGCAAAAAGGCCAAAGUCAAUUUUCCCAACGAGGAACAAUAUGAUUAUGACAAUUACAGCUGUCACUACAAUAUUCCCAAUCCUGCAAAACGCUGUCGUGUUGAGGAGGAUUAUAAUGAAUUCAAUCAGUUGGGAUUCGAAAUGUAUGAUGAUGAUAAGUUUUUUUAUUCUGUGAAUAAUGAGGGUGAAGUAAAGCCUGACGUGGACGGCGGUGGUGGUGGUGAUUCUAAAGAGGCGGUGGUUGAAUUUAAGGCGGCGGAGGAUGAAGUGCAGAAGCUGUCGGAGGAGCUGAUGGCUUUUGAGAACUACAUGGACUUCUAUCAGAUUCCGUAUCUCGACGGACAGUCGUCUGCGCCGACUAAUCCGCCACCGGAGACGGUUGAACUCUGGAGCUUUGACGAUGUCUCCGAUUAAUUAAUUAACUCUAGCGUUUUAAUUAUUGAUUAUUAAAUUUUAGGAGUUGCGGUGAUAAAUAAUGUUUUAGUAUUUCUAAUUUUCUUUCGAAUAAAUGUUUUUAGAUUUUUAAUAUAUGUUUAAUUAUUAAUAAAUGUAAUUGCAUUUUCCCCUUCCGAUGGUUGUGAUAUAUUCGUUAAAUUUAGCUGCAUAUUUUUGUUAUAAUGCUCGGAUUCUAGCUUAUUUUAAAGACAUGCAAGCAAUUAUUGGACAUUAUAAAAAAUAAAUACUUGAG
Messenger RNA from Erythranthe guttata (spotted monkey flower), 1287 nucleotides. RefSeq names its product Integrase-type DNA-binding superfamily protein (gene ERF71). Gene Ontology annotation, biological process: ethylene-activated signaling pathway; regulation of DNA-templated transcription. The record is from RefSeq and is a predicted model, not a curated record. NCBI's taxonomy places the organism in Eukaryota, Viridiplantae, Streptophyta, Magnoliopsida, Lamiales, Phrymaceae. Gene Ontology annotation, molecular function: DNA binding; DNA-binding transcription factor activity.